Molecule: messenger RNA, 360 nt
Organism: Trypanosoma rangeli
Lineage: Eukaryota; Euglenozoa; Kinetoplastea; Trypanosomatida; Trypanosomatidae
Exons: 1
Coding region: 1-360 (119 amino acids)
Source: RefSeq, a predicted model, not a curated record
AUGCUAGUGAAUGGUGGGGAUGGUGAUUCCACAAAUAAAGUGGGCCACAUAUGGGGUGGUUUAAUAUUUUUGUCAUGCUGCAUAACUUCCAUUAUUUAUGUGCUUUUGGGCCUCUUUGCUUGUCGGCGUCUAAUUCGAUCGAACUGGCGCUGGGUGAUGAUUGUGGCCCUCUACUGGGUAGUUGGCAUGCUGCACGCGUUCCUAUCACUCGCUAUAAUUUGUGUGGCGGUGGCAUGUAUAUUUUGGACCUUUACUGACAGGGAUAUAGAUACCAUCGAGACAAUUGCGUACUCAGGAGUUAUGGUUGUGCUGACAGUAUUCUUUGCUCUUGGACGGAAGUCAAUUGUGUAUGCAUUGUAG